CUCUCUCUCGCUCUCUCUCUCUCUCUCCCCGUGUAUAUACGGGUUAGUUUUAAUACAAAAGCCAUGUUUUACGUGAACAGCUUUUGAAUUUGUCCACCACCUGAAUAUCCCAUUUUCACAUGAGAUCUCAUCAAUUCUUUCUUAUGAACGUACCCUUGGCCUAACCUCGACCCAAUGAUCUCCUAGCCUAGUUCUUGUAACGAAAUGGACGGAAACAGCAAAGUUGAGUUCUUGAUUCAGGCCGCAAGGUUUUCAUAGUUAAAAUCUUUUUUCUACGUGACACACAAAUGCCUGCACCACCGGAUCCAAGGCCCGGAAGCGCUUUCAUAUGGCUCAUCUCUUCCGUUUUGUUUCUCUCUAUUGCCGCCGGAGGCGGCUGCCUUUUAGCAUAUAUGUUGCAACCUGAUUCAACUUACGCAACCUGGCUUCCCUUUGCCGGGGUGGCAUUCGUUUGCCUUCCUUGGUUGUUUUGGGUGGUCACAUGUUUCUAUCGACUAAUUUCCCGGGCAUUUGGAUUUAGAGUUGGCGUUGCUUCCGGUGGAGGUGGAGGUGGAGGUGGUGCAUAUAAAGGAGGAGCCUAUGCUGCAGGCGGCGCCGGUGCCGGUGGUGGUCCAAAUGCGGCGAAUGCAGCUAAUAACAAAGUGGCUAUUGAGGCUCAUGCAGGCAGCGUAGAGCAUCCGCUGAGGUCGUCCCCGGAAAGUGAAGCACGAAGGCGGGCUCAAUUCGAAGCAAUCCUGGCCUUGGACGAUCAAGAUAUCGGCCAUGGCAGCUCAGAAGAGACGACGGAUACGAAGAAAACUAGCUCAUUAUGUGCACGCCUUACUGGCUGCAACGAUUCGUCUGUGGCUUCUCACGAGAGCGAAAUGCCUUUGGCCUUAUCAAUGGCAACUUGAUCAGAUCAUGAUAUAUGGGUAAGCAAUUAAUAUAUAUGGCGGCCAGUUAUCUUCAUGUUAUACGCAUCAUGCAUGGGGGCCUCGGAAUUAUGAUUAUGGGCGUCUGACAGAACAAAUCCUCUGAAUGGAUAUAUAUCAGUUUUCAACAAAUUCUCUGAUACAAAUCUAAGUUCUAACUUUGUUUUGAGUGUACGUACGUACCUACACCCACACAUAUACAUUAAUUGAUCCUCUUGAUCGUAGAUUGAUGUAGAUAUACUGCCCCUUUGAUAAAUACAGAUCCUGUUUUUAUCUUGAAGUUUGGAACCCAAAUUACCAAAUCCCCAUAAUUGUCAUGAUUGUAAAAAUGGAGUACUACUGCAUGCAGUUUAAGCCCUGUACCUAUAUAUAUAGCGCGCAGCUGGAUCAUGAUGAUCAAGUACUGAUCUCUGCAGGCCAGGUCAUGAAUCUUAAUUUCUGUAAUUUCUCAUGCAUGGAGAAAUCGAGUUCUCGAGUACUGAUUUAAUGGACAAAGUGGAAUUAACCAAUUCGUUCAUGUCACGAACAUGAUAUAUAGUCAAGAUCAGCAAUAAGAUUAAUUAGAUACUUUUUUUUCUUCCUUAAUCAUGUACGUACGUAGCUUUUUCGUUUUUCUCGAUUUCUUGGUUGUGGGUAUAUAUAAUAUAGGUGAUCAUCAUGUUUCGGAACAAUUUUAUUCAUAAAAGGUUCAAAAAUUCAAGCUCAA
Messenger RNA from Carya illinoinensis, 1617 nucleotides. Its product is annotated as high affinity cGMP-specific 3',5'-cyclic phosphodiesterase 9A. The record is from RefSeq and is a predicted model, not a curated record. The coding region runs from base 288 to 893 and encodes 201 amino acids. NCBI's taxonomy places the organism in Eukaryota, Viridiplantae, Streptophyta, Magnoliopsida, Fagales, Juglandaceae. The transcript has a single exon.